AUGGCAGUUCAAGAGAUAGUAUCUGAUGCUUUAUAUCAACUUCGAGCUGGUGCUAAUAACGCAAUUAAGACCCUACACAAUCCUAUUCGUCAUCCCAUCCGGUUCAUAUCUGAAAUACUGCAAUGGCAGUUCUUAUUUGUCUUCGGGGUAUUCCAAUGGUUCGCCGACAAGUUAUUCUCUCCAACGCCUCCUGGGCCGAGUACCCGGUUGAGAAGACCAAAAGUCGCUAUAAUCGGAGCUGGUAUUACCGGCGUGACAUCGGCAGCUCAUUGCAUUGGUCACGGAUUUGACGUUGUCAUUUUCGAAGCUGGGGACAAAAACAGCUUAGGGGGUAUAUGGAGCAAAGUCAACAACACAUCCAGUCUACAGAUCCAUUCUUUCAUGUAUCGCUUUCACCCUUCGGUCAAAUGGCAGCAUGGUUAUCCGGAUAGGCAGCAGAUCAUAAGCCAGGUGAAGCAACUAUGGAAGCGAUACGGCUUAGAUACGAAGACGAAAUUCAACACAAACGUCGAGAAGGUGUACCAAGACGAGAAGGGUCGCUGGGUCGUCAACAGUCCGAGCAAUGGUAGAUUCGAAGGUGUCAUUGCGGCCGUAGGCACCUGCGGAGACCCGAAGAUGCCUCGAAUGGAUGGUAUGCAGGACUUCAAGGGAGACAUCUACCACUCGAGCAAAUUAACUGGUGUUGAUGCCAAGGAUAAGACGAUGAUUAUUAUUGGCGGUGGGGCGUCUGCAGUCGAGGCGCUUGAAUAUGCUUCCGAAGAGGGAGCUUCGAAGAUAUACAUCCUCUCACGUAGCGACAAGUGGAUUAUCCCCCGGAACUGGAUGGUAGAUAUUCUCCUUUCUCUAAAUAUCUGGGGCCAGGAGACUUUAUUAUCUGCAAUUCCGGAAGCGCUCCUCAAGAAAUUCUUUUACCGGGAUCUGCAAGACAUAGCACCGGACGACAAGGGCAUAUUUAUGGAUACGCCUAUGGUCAACUCGGACGUUAUGGACAAGCUUCGCUCUGGUAAAGCCGAAUGGAUUCGAUGCGAUAUCGAGAACUUCACCGAAAUGGGCGUUUAUGUCAACAUGAGGGACAAGGGUGUACCGAAAGGAGGCCCAGGUCGAAAGACGGAAAUCCAGGGUGACGUGGUGGUCAUGGCAACUGGAUAUAAGAGGCCAUCAUUGAAUUUCCUCCCUGAUGAAUGCUUCGCUGGAUCGUAUGGGCCGCCGAACUGGUACCUCCAGACUUUCCCUCCUGAACACCCUUCUAUUUCAGCUAUCAAUUGCACCUACUUAUCAGCUAUCGGCACUGUCGGUAAUUGGCAUAUCGGCAUCUAUACGCGGAUCCUUCUCAUGUUCCUCGUUGACCCUCUGACCCGACCGUCUACGUUUUGGAUGGAACGAUGGAUUGACAUGACUAAAAUCCUCAAGGCUACGUCCCCAACUGGCGCCUUCGAUUUCUUCACCUAUCUUGAGCUACUUUGGUGGUUCUUCUUUUGCGUCACCAUCAACCCAUUCCGAUGGAAGUGGGCUACCUUCGUGUUCUUCGGUCUAGGAUUUGCACUACCUAAGCGGGUAGAAAGCUUGAUUCAAAAGUUUUUCCCGCAUCGAGGAAGGUCUCAUUUGUCAUCGGCGAUUUCGGAGGACGUUCCUGAGGUUCGCGAGAUGGACGAGGAGGCGUUCUGGAUGGAUUUCGCUGAAUGGUGCCACAAACCCCCCGAGGUCGCGAAAUUGGGUGCCGGUAGUCCCUCAGAUUCAACCCCCGAUCUGAGCUUCAAUGAGGAUUUUCUUCUCGCAGACCUGGAAAGACAAGUUCGCGAGAAACUCCACAAGAUCAUGGGAGAGCGAAAAACCUCGUGGGACGAGUCUGAUAGUCUUCGCCAAUCGUUAAAAACUCGCGCGCGGCCCGACAAUUGCGACGACCCGGGACGAUCUCCUAUUCGGAUUGUGAGUUAGGUGGAAACUUGAUUCACAGUGUAAUACAAUUCAUAGUGUUCGGUUAAAAAUCGUGGGCUGGUGGGAUACAAAAAUAGAUGGA
This is a messenger RNA of Annulohypoxylon truncatum, 2017 nucleotides long. Its product is annotated as FAD/NAD(P)-binding domain-containing protein. The record is from RefSeq and is a predicted model, not a curated record. The transcript is spliced from 5 exons. Lineage: Eukaryota; Fungi; Ascomycota; Sordariomycetes; Xylariales; Hypoxylaceae. Gene Ontology annotation, molecular function: N,N-dimethylaniline monooxygenase activity; flavin adenine dinucleotide binding; NADP binding. Bases 1 to 1935 code for a protein of 644 amino acids.